This is a messenger RNA of Pedinophyceae sp. YPF-701, 456 nucleotides long. The record is from the annotation of a GenBank genome assembly. NCBI's taxonomy places the organism in Eukaryota, Viridiplantae, Chlorophyta, Pedinophyceae.
AUGGCGAAGGUGUUCGAGGACGUGUUCGCGAUCACGAAGGUGGACCCAGAUGGAAAGAAGUUCGACAAGGUGUCGCGCCUGCUGGGCAAGAGUGAACGGCUCGACGUGAGCAUGACGCUGGACGUCAACUCGGACAUUUACCCGGUCGCGGAGGCCGAGCGGCUGAACGUCGCGCUCGCGUACACGCUGGACCUGGACGGCGCCGAGGACGAAGGCCAGUACGGGCGGCAGACGCAGGCCUUCGUCAAGGGUCAGGCGCCGUCGCUGAUGGAUUCGUACGACUACGUCAUGUGCGGGAAGAUCUUCCGCGUGCACGACAAGCGGGAGGGCGGGCAGGUCCACGCGGAGGUGCUGGUGUCGUUCGGGGGCCUCAUUCUGCAGCUCGUCGCGCCACCGAAGAACCUCGACGGACUGAACCUCGACAGACGCAUCUACCUGCUCGCGCGCAAAGUGUGA